UCGGCGAAAUCGAUCCUUGAUACUUGUGUAACUCACUGACAAAGUCUCCACAAACUUCUCGCCUUUGUAGUAACGAUGACCACCGUGGCUCCACUCAUGAGUCUAGCGUCAGACCAUCGAAGUCCAGUCGCCAUAGUGUUUGAGCGGACGUCUCCCACAGCGAAGCCGAACAAGCUGAAGACUUACUCCAAAUAUCUUGGCAAACAUGCGGACGUUCUACGGCUUGGUUGUCUUGCUCAGUCUGGCUGUCUUCUUGGACUCCAAGUCUUUGAGGGGACACGGAGAAAAGGAUGGAUCUGCUCCAGAGGACACCAGAUCAGAGCUGAAGGGAGUGAAGCAAGCCUCUUGGAGGAAUAGGUUUUUCGUCAGAGAAGGAAUUGGAAAAGGCCAGUUCAUUGGCAAGCUCCACUCCGACGACGACGUUGGUGACGGCAGCGUACAGUAUAUUCUUUCUGGAGAAGGAAAUGGCGACGUCUUCACCAUUAACCAGGAAAGUGGAGAGCUGUUCACCACGCGGAGUCUGGACCGGGAGGAGAAGGCCAUCUACUCCCUAACAUUCAAAGUAGUUAACACGCUGACGGGUCAAGUCGUGGAGCCAGAGACCGAGUUCUCUGUGGUGGUGCUCGACGUGAACGAUCACGCACCGGCAUUCAGCCAAGACACAUAUGUUGCAACGGUUCCUGAGCAUUCCAACUUGGGAACUUCGGUGACCCAGGUCACUGCGACGGACGUCGAUGUGGGCCUCAAUGGUCAAAUAUUCUACAGCAUCACUGGAGAACACAGCUAUUUCUCUGUGGAUCCCACUACUGGUGUGAUCCGGAGUGCGGUCGGCGCCGGUGACCUGGACCGAGAGCAGAUGGAGAAUCACCAGGUGUUUGUGAAAGCCACUGACAUGUCUGGACAGAAGAGAGGAUUGUCUUCCACCACCGUGGUCAACAUUACUGUAACCGACAUCAACGACAACCUGCCUCGCUUUGCCCAGGGUGAAUACCAGUUCAGUGUCCCGGAAUCCAUCAAGCCCGGCAGCACAGUGGGCAGACUCAAAGCAACCGACCCAGACGUGGGAAAGAAUGCAGAGAUGCAAUUCUCCAUCAUCGAUGGAGACCACACGGGCAUGUUUGAGAUCUCCACAGACGAGGACACCCAAGAAGGGGUCAUCAUUGUUCGCAAGCCUUUGGAUUAUGAGAGGAAGCAGUCGUACACGGUUCUCGCCAAGGUCAAGAACCAAGUGCAGACUCAUCCAAUGUCGGCAGGCUCUGUCGACAUGGCCCAGGUUGAGAUCAGCGUGGAAGAUGUGGAUGAACCCCCCGUUUUUUACAAGGAACAUUAUCUGAUGGAGGUGAAGGAGGAUGCUUCAGUGGGCACGACGAUUGGCUUUGUCUAUGCCAUGGACACCGACAGACCCCAAACACCUGUCAAAUAUUCUAUCGACCGGGACACUGAUAUGAACCACAGGUUUGACAUCGACGAAGCCAGUGGUACUCUCACCGUGGCCAAGAGCUUGGACAGGGAGGCGGCAGCCUGGCACAACAUUUCAGUCAUCGCGACUGAAGCUUCAGAUAAUCCUCCCGACAGUAGCCGUGUUCCUGUUUACAUCCACAUCCAGGACAUCAACGACAAUCCCCCCAUGAUGGUCGUGGAGUCUGCCUCCUUUGUUUGUGAGGGGCAUCAAACUGCUGGUCAGCUGGUCCAGACAGUGACUGCUGUUGACCUCGAUGAGCCGCCGAAUGGACACAAGUUUUCUUUCAGCAUGGCACCUGAUGAAGAGAAAACCAGUCUGUUCACUGUCCAGGACAACGGAGACAACACUGCAGGGAUCCUGACCCGACAAGCCAACUUCGACCGUCUCAGCCAAAACGUCCACCAGGUUCCUGUGGUGAUCACUGACGGUGAAACGCCCAUGCACGUCAGCACCAGCACAGUGAUUGUGAAGGUUUGCUCCUGCAAGCGUGAAGGCCACUGCGACAGCGAGGCGGAGUCGUUCUUCGGAACACUCGGCGUUCGAGAGUACAUCAUCAUUUCCCUGGCGCUCGGAUCCAUUCUGCUGAUGGUCUGCGCUCUGGUGAAAAUCUCCUGUAUGAGGAUGAAGCCAACACCGUCCGUCCCAUCAGGACCAGACACUGCUGCACUGGCACUUGUUUCAUAGACGUUUUAAUGUGUCAUCUUCAUGGACGAUCUCUCAUGCUGCCAAGACUGUUGGUUAUGAUUGUACAUAUUGUAUUUAUUUUAGUAGCGCAACAUCCCUGCAAAAACAUGACAACAACAAUGUUUUGAGUCACUGUGCACUGAUUUAUAUAUAUAUAUAUAUAAAUUUUUUUUUUAUAUUUUAUUUUAAAAACUGAAAAAAGUAAUUGAUUGUUUAUUUUUCACUGGGUGAGAUAGCAGCGAUUCCGUCCCUUGCAGGGAAAAGCAGUGCUCUUGUUAAU
Synchiropus splendidus (mandarinfish) is the source of this 2426-nucleotide messenger RNA. Its product is annotated as cadherin-6-like. NCBI's taxonomy places the organism in Eukaryota, Metazoa, Chordata, Actinopteri, Syngnathiformes, Callionymidae. Gene Ontology annotation, biological process: cell morphogenesis; adherens junction organization; multicellular organism development. The coding region runs from base 206 to 2146 and encodes 646 amino acids. Gene Ontology annotation, molecular function: calcium ion binding; cadherin binding. Gene Ontology annotation, cellular component: catenin complex; adherens junction; plasma membrane. The transcript has 12 exons. The record is from RefSeq and is a predicted model, not a curated record.